This is a messenger RNA of Caenorhabditis auriculariae, 1539 nucleotides long. Lineage: Eukaryota; Metazoa; Nematoda; Chromadorea; Rhabditida; Rhabditidae. The record is from the annotation of a GenBank genome assembly.
AUGGCUUUCCCUAAUGUCAUUACCGGUAAGAAGUAUUUUUGUAGUUCUUUUUUGUUCUUCUCGAACCUUUUGACUUCUUUCAAUUAAUUAAGAACUUGGUCUGAGCGAUGAGACCCAGAAAUCGCUUUCGGAGGCGCUAGAAUUUUCCCGAAAAUUGUGUCGCAAGUAUGGAAUUCCUUGCAGCAACAGGUACACUUAAAAUAUUUAUAGUCUGUGUGCCACGACUUGGAGUUUCACCGAACGACAUUCCGCUGUGCCGCUGCGAGCCUUUGCGAACUUUGGUCAAGCUUUAAAUUUUUUUUUCUUUCAUUAAGGUACUCUGCUUUCAUGUGCUCUCACAGCAAUAAAAAUUAAUUGAAAGCGUGACCUAUAUUCGAAAGAAGCUUCGCGAACGCACGCAGCGGAAGAGCGGAAUGUCGUCCGGUGAAAUUUCAAGUCGUGGCACACAGGCUAUAGAAGAGAUUAAAGAAUUUAUUAUGAGUUGAAGAAUAAUUCGCGAAGAAAAAUCCGAAAAAGAGAAAUCGGAAAACAGCCUUUCAAAUGACCUUCUCUCGUUCCGAAACCAAAUUUCUGAGAGUACAGCUUCGUCGAGUAGCUCCUCCACAAGGUAUUUUAAAAAAACUGAAGACUUCUAUCAAGUCUUUAAAAAAAUAAACUUUAAGGUCUCUAACAACGAAAUUCCCUCACCGCGUUUCGCCGGAAGUUCGACAAAAAGCGCGAGAUUUGCUCAAAGAACUGUCCAAACAGAGAGUUAAUUCAUUUCUCAUUAUUAUAUGUAGUUUUUAAAACUUUUCAGGCUGAGAAACAGGAAGAAAUCGAGAAAGAUGUGUGCGUGGUCGACUACGACACCUCGCUUUUGUCGUUUAACGGUUCCACGAGCUGUUCUAUGAGCAUCCCUCCGUCGACCGUGAGCUCGGGCAAAACUGAAAAGAUCCCCAAAAGCUUUUCUCAAAAAAAGACCUUGAAAGGGUCCCCAGCAGAUCUUUUUCACAUCAUUUCAAUUCUUUUUGCGUCUUUUUCACAUCCUCUGACAAAAAGGAUGCUGGAAAGCAACUAAAAAGUUCCGAGAGGAUUUAAAAAGGAUCCUCUGAGGCUAUGAAAAAGGUGAGCUUUUUUACACCAUUUUAGGAGCUUUUAGAGGAAGCUUUUUAUCUGCCUCUCAGGAUCCUUUGAGGAUCCUCAAAGGAACUUUUCAGUUUUACCUAUGAGAUUUAUAACUUGGAAAACAGAGAAACGCUGAUCUUUUCAAGCGGGAAUCAAAUGAAAACAAGACUUUUACCAUCGAGAAGAUUCGAGCUGAUUCAACCGAUGACGAGGAUAAUGAUUGGACACCGGUUAUUUAUUUUUUUUUUUUGAACCUCUAUCCAGAAUUAAUCCUUUUUUCGGUUUGGCCUUGUAAAUUUUCUUCUGUAGGAUUCAUCGCCAGGUGAAAAAACGGAAAAUUUGAACGACAAUUCGAAGCCGCCGAGUGUCUACGACGCAUACUUUUGCACGACGCAAAGUUACACAACUCCCUCGGAGCCGACUUUUUCGUCUUGA